GUUAUUAUUGAAUAUCAUAAUUACCUUUUUUUUUAAGAAACUCUUCAUAGUAUAGUUAACAAGAUAAAUGUAAUGGUCAACAUAUUUGGUAGUGAGGAGAAUGUGGAAAUAUUUGAUGAUACUGAACUAGUAACGGAAGACAACAAGAGAAUCCUUAUACCGGUUUUCAUGCAACUUGACAUUCCGACUUCAUGGGAUAAAACAAAAGUUUUUGAAGCUAUAGAUGAAUUCAGAUUAACCGGAACACCAGACAUGAAUAUCCGAAUUAAAGCUAUUUCCAUCGAUGACCUCAACAUGUAUGCAGAAAUAGCAAAGCAGGUCCUAUGUAAUGUUCAUGAACUUCGUUCCGAAAUUAACAAACUUAUGUCUACGAUGCUAUCAGAAGCGGAUAUUGAUACAAAAGAACAUGCAGAAUUGUGUGUUAACUUAAAUGUACCAGACAGAUCAGAAAAUGAACCAAAUAAAGAAGAAGCUCAGGAUCAAGCUUCCGUCAAAACCAACAUUCCUGUUUGUGUCACUUUGCGUCAACAGUUAAAUAUAAAAAAGUCAUCGAAUAAAAAUCCGACCAUACUGAGCUGUAUCAAAAUCGGCAAUACAUUAGUGUUUACCGACUGUAGUAAUAAGCGACUUAUUUUUUGUAAUUCAGACAGUACUGAUAUCCAUCACAUUCCUCUGUCCUAUAGACCAGAUUAUAUAACAGAGAUAAAUAUUAAUACUGUAGCAGUAUCCUGUGUAGGUAAGAGUACCAUACUGAUAAUAAAUAUAUCUAAAGGUUCUGUCACCAGUACAAUCAACACCAGUGGUUACUGCUCCGGAAUAUCAUAUAAUGAUAAUAACCUGUACGUUGUUAUUGAUUGGAGUAUAAUACAUGUGAUGGACCUGGCAGGUAAAGUAAUACGUACUAUACCUUUACCUUCAGGCCUUAUCUUCGACUUUACAGUAGACAGAGACAGUAAAAGUAAUAUUGAUAAAGACUGA
Molecule: messenger RNA, 978 nt
Organism: Mytilus californianus (California mussel)
Lineage: Eukaryota; Metazoa; Mollusca; Bivalvia; Mytilida; Mytilidae
Exons: 4
Coding region: 73-978 (301 amino acids)
Source: RefSeq, a predicted model, not a curated record